Messenger RNA from Panicum hallii, 2768 nucleotides. Its product is annotated as extra-large guanine nucleotide-binding protein 3-like. Gene Ontology annotation, biological process: adenylate cyclase-modulating G protein-coupled receptor signaling pathway. Gene Ontology annotation, cellular component: heterotrimeric G-protein complex. Gene Ontology annotation, molecular function: G protein-coupled receptor binding; guanyl nucleotide binding; G-protein beta/gamma-subunit complex binding. NCBI's taxonomy places the organism in Eukaryota, Viridiplantae, Streptophyta, Magnoliopsida, Poales, Poaceae. The transcript has 9 exons. The coding region runs from base 1 to 2577 and encodes 858 amino acids. The record is from RefSeq and is a predicted model, not a curated record.
AUGGCGGCGGCGGGCGGGGGCGACUGGGAGGACCUGGUGCGGCGCAUGUUCCCGCCGGGGACCACCAUCCCGGAGCCGCCCGCCAACCUCGACUACUCCAUCGCGCUCGAGUACGACGGCCCGCCGGUGUCCUACGAGCUCCCGCGGAUCGACCCCGUCAACAUCCCCGCCAUACCCACCGCCGAGCCGGUCUCCGGGCCCCUGGGGCUCGCCAACGGCGCCGUGCCGGUGGCGCCGGUCGUCGGGCCUGCCCGUGGCGCCAACCCGCCGGCGCCCCGGGUCGCUCAGCGUGCGCACCAGCCGCCGAUUCAGGCCAGGAGGAGCUCGGCGUCGGCUGAUUCGGCGGCGGCGCGGGAUGAGGAGUACUCCGACGACUCCGACUCCCGCUCGGCGAGGAGCUUGCGGGGGCACAGGGCUGCUGCGAGGCCUGCUGCGCCAGAGGGGAGGCGUGGGCAGGUGGUCACCUUUGGGGUGGCCGAGGACAGCAAGUACGAGAGCAAGGAGUUCGACGAGGUGUCCGAGCAGUACGUCGCGGUCACGAGGGCGGAGAGGAAGGGGAGGACCUGCCACCGGUGCGGGAAGAGCAAGUGGGAGAGCAAGGAGUCGUGCAUCGUCUGCGACGCCAGGUACUGCAGCCACUGCCUGCUCAGGGCCAUGGGGUCGAUGCCGGAAGGGCGCAAGUGCAUCACUUGCAUUGGCCAGCCGAUCGACGAGUCCAAGCGGUCCAAGCUGGGGAAGGGCUCGAGGAUACUGUCACGGUUGCUCAGCCCCUUGGAGGUGAAGCAAAUCCUGAAGGUUGAGAAGGAGUGCCAGGCGAACCAGCUCCGGCCUGAGCAGCUCAUAGUGAAUGGUUUCCCUCUCGACGAUGAAGAGAUGGCGGACUUGCUUAGAUGCCAACGGCCUCCUGGAAAUCUCAAGCCUGGAAGAUAUUGGUAUGACAAGGAGUCAGGAUUGUGGGGAAAGGAAGGUGAAAAGCCAGACAGGAUGAUUAGCACUAACCUGAACUUUAAUGGAAAGCUUCAGCCUGAUGCAAGUAAUGGCACCGCUCAGGUCUUUAUUAAUGGGCGGGAAAUCACAAAGAUUGAACUGAGAAUCCUAAAGAUUGCAAAGGUUCAGUGCCCCCGUGAUACUCACUUUUGGGUCUACCAUGAUGGCGGCUAUGAGGAAGAAGGGCAAAACAACAUCAAAGGGAAAAUAUGGGAAUCACCUUUGACACGUUUGGCAUGCGCUUUGGUUUCACUACCGGUGCCUCCUGUAAACUCUGAUGAGCCAAAAGAUGAUAAUCAUUAUUCAUCAAGAAGUGUCCCUAAUUACUUAGACCACAAAAGAGUUCAAAAGCUUCUUAUUCUCGGAUCACCACGAGCUGGAACAAGCACCAUAUUUAAACAGGCUAAGUUACUAUAUGGCUCUAGAUUUACUCAUGAAGAACUUGAGAGUAUCAAACUAAUGAUCCAAAGCAACAUGUUCAAGUACCUGGGGAUUCUGCUUGAGGGCCGUGAGCGCUUUGAGGAAGAGGCUUUGGCUAUAUCAGAUCACACAAGCUCAGAGGAUGAAGAUCCUCAUCAAGAUGAAAACAGACCUACUAGUUCAAAUUCUUGCAUUUACUCAAUCAAUGCAAAGCUGAAGAAGUUCUCUGAUUGGCUUCUGGACAUCAUAGCAAUGGGAGACCUAGAUGCAUUCUUCCCUGCAGCUACACGUGAAUACGCUCCAGUUGUUGAUGAGCUGUGGAAAGAUCCCGCCAUACAAGCAACGUAUAAAAGAAAGGAUGAAUUGCAUUUUCUCCCUGAUGCGGCUGAGUAUUUCCUGAGCAGGGCUAUUGAAGUAUCAAGUAAUGAAUAUGAGCCUUCAGAAAAAGAUGUAAUAUAUGCUGAAGGGGUAACACAAGGGAAUGGAUUGUCCUUUAUUGAUUUCACCCUGGAUGACCGCAGCCCUAUGUCAGAAUCCUUUGGCGACAAUCAUGAGGCAUACUCGCAACCAGUAAACAAAUACCAGCUGAUUAGAGUAAGCGCCAAGGGCAUGAAUGAGGGCUGCAAGUGGGUGGAAAUGUUUGAGGAUGUUCGCAUGGUGAUCUUCUCCAUAGCGCUCAGCGACUACGACCAGCUUGCAGCCCCUGGAAACAGUGGCAGUAGGUCCGUCGUGAAUAAGAUGAUUCAAAGCAGGGAUUUGUUUGAGGCAACAAUCAGGCAACCAUGCUUCCGCGACACGCCAUUCGUCCUGGUGCUGAACAAGUACGACCUGUUCGAGGAGAAGAUCGGGCGCUCGCCGCUGUCGGCGUGCGAGUGGUUCGGCGACUUCUGCCCGCUCCGGACGCACCACAACAACCAGUCGCUGGCGCAGCAGGCGUUCUACUACGUGGCCAUGAAGUUCAAGGACCUGUACGCGGCGAGCACCGGCCGCAAGCUCUUUGUGUGGCAGGCGCGCGCCCGCGACCGGCCCACCGUCGACGAGGCCUUCCGGUACAUCCGGGAGGUGCUCCGGUGGGAGGACGAGCGCGACGGCGCCGGGUACUGCCCGGAGGAGUCCUUCUACAGCACCACGGAGCUCAGCUCGUCCCGGCUCAUCGCUGCGGCAGAGUGACAGACAUAGCUGUGGUUCAUUUGCAGGAAAAUUUCGCUAGUAAUUGUAUAGUGUUUUUGUAGUUGACGAUUUGACUUGCGGCUUGUGAAAUGGGUGCUCUGUUCUUCGUAUAUCAUUGAUGUUGCAGUGCCAUUUUGUACUAGUAAUUUUCUGAACAAAUCAAAUAUAGUGGAGGAGAAAUCUUGUGUUGA